CAAUCUAUCAUCUAAAAAGACGUUAAGUGAUGAAAAUAAUGAAUAUAAUAAUAACCAUACAACUAAUAGCACGCUAUCUGGAGAUAGUAACGAAUAUGAUAACGUAACUGGUGGUAUGCCAUCUAAAAAUAAUUCUGGCACAAGUAAAUUAUCCAAACCCAACCUUAAAGAUCUUCAACUCAUACCCAUUAAUAAGGUACCUGGCAAAAAUCAAAAGUUUAUUAGUAUGUUAAUUAAGGAUCAAUUGCCUAUUAAUAUAUGGGAAGGAACUGGUUUUAUUGAGUUUUUAGCAGAGUUUGAUCCUAAUUAUCGAUUGCCUUGUGAAAGACAUUGCUGA
Molecule: messenger RNA, 337 nt
Organism: Racocetra fulgida
Lineage: Eukaryota; Fungi; Glomeromycota; Glomeromycetes; Diversisporales; Gigasporaceae
Source: the annotation of a GenBank genome assembly